GUCGUGGGGGAAGUGGGGCUGUGGGCCGGUGGGGCGCCGUGGGGGUCCGCUAUGGCCCGUUCUGCUGCCCGGGCCUUGGGGCUCUGGCUGUGUCGGGGGGGGGUCGCUCCGGGCUCCUGGGCUGGGUCUCCGCUUGGUGGCUCCUGCGGGGGGGCUGGGUGGACCUCCUUGGGCUGGAGGGGACAGCUCCCUCCUUUUGGUGGAGGUUUUCAUGCAUGCCAGACCCACCACACCGGCACCUACCAAAACUCAAUAGUGUGUGUUCCUCCGGUUGCUGAGUCAGUGGAGGUUGCUGGGUUAGUGUCUGUGGAUCUCACUCUGCUCUAUCUAUCCUUCUUGUGGCCUCCUGACAUCUUCAUGAUUGAUCCAGUUGGGAUUUUGUCGUAUUAGGUGUUUGUGAAGGGUUUUAGAUUUGUAAAUGGUUUUAAGGUAUGAAUUAAAGAGUACAAACAAAUAAAAUGCACCUUUUCUCUUAGAACACUGUCUAUGCCUCACCUUUCUGUCUGUCCUGUGUUUGUUUUAUGUUUCACUUGGGUGUGCACAGCCCUCAAUGGCAUAAUGCAGGAAACAGCUUGAAAUAAACAUGAUAGGUUAAUUUGCCAUGAGGGCCGGUGAUGGUCACAGUCACAAAGAAGAAAAAAAAUUGCACAUGAAGCUUAAGCAAUGACACCAUGAGUGGUUGGUGUCAUUUUUGAGCGGACUUGCAGACAAAAAAAAAGAAGAACGAAAAAAAAAAAACAAAGAUGUUGAGUUUAGUGUCACAGAGGAGGAAAGAAAUCAGAAAAUAUUCACAUUUAAGAAGCUGCAGUCACAGAAUUUAGACUUUUAUGAUUUAAAAAUGCUCAAAUCCAUUAAUGUAUUAUUCUAAUAGUUACCAACUGUGCAGCCAUGUUUAGGUGUCUGGACCAAAUGUUUGAUGUUUCUGCUGAUUGUCGUGUUUUAAUCAGUAUUUCUGAUCUCUAUCUUCAGGAAAUUCUACCUGAUAAGAUGAUUUCCUCUUCUCAGCUUUUAGCUCUGCAGCAGCACCGAGAACAUCUGAAGCUUUACUGUCCAUCAACACUGCACAAAAUGAUCUUUGCUGUAAAAUGUUUCCUUAAAGCAGCAGCAGGAGGCUGAACCCACUCUGGUCUGAUAAAGACGUUAAAGGAGGAAAUAAGUUCAGUCUGCAGCCGCCGACAUGGACCUCAGAGCUCUGACGCUGUUUGUGGGUUUGUGCAGCUCAGUCCCAUCAGUGAGUCCUGCUGAGGUCCGGCUGGUCGGAGGUCCAAGUCCCUGUUCUGGCAGACUGGAGCAGCAGCGUCAGUCGGACUGGAAACCAGUGAGGGACAAGAACCUGGACUGGAACCUGAAGAAGGCAGAUCAGGUCUGCAGGAGGAUCAGCUGUGGUUCUGUGGUUUCAUUCAGGAGAACUCUGGACCAGGAACCUCCACAAGACUUGGUCACCAGAUAUGACUUCAGAGGACGUCGAGUAUCGCCCCGAUUCAGAGUGGAGAUCACCUGCUCAGACUCUGUGAGGCUGGAGAACGAGACUCACCUGUGUUCAGGUAGACUGCAGGUGAAGAGGAACCAGGUGUGGUCCUCAGUGUGUUCAGAUGGAUUUGACCAGCAGGAUGCUGAGGUGGUCUGCAGGGAGCUGGGCUGUGGUUCUCCUUCAGGGUUUGAGGAGGAACUCUAUGGAGAAGCUCCAGAGUGGAUCCCAGAGUUCCGGUGUGGAGGCCAUGAGUCUGCUCUGCUGCACUGUGAGCGCUCAGAUAGAGACACCUGCUCACCUGGAACCACCGUCACACUCACCUGCUCAGAUCCAGGAGUCCGGUUGGUUGGAGGAUCUGGCCGGUGUGACGGCACCCUGGAGGAGAGAAACUGGGAUGAAUGGAGUCCAGUGGACUAUCCGGACUGGAAGCUGUGGUCUGCCAGCUUUGUGUGCAGAGACCUGGACUGUGGAUCUCCACUUUCAAUCAGGAGAAGAGAGACGGGUUCAAAGAGCAUCUCGGGAUUGAGAUAUGGCUGCCUAUCCGUGUAUCGGAAUUACUGUUUCGGAGCACAUCAGACCUCCUCUGGUGUCAUAGAGCUCACCUGCUCAGACUCUGUGAGGCUGGAGAACGAGACUGACCUGUGUUCAGGUAGACUGCAAGUGAAGAGGAACCAGGUGUGGUCCUCAGUGUGUUCAGAUGGAUUUGACCAGCAGGAUGCUGAGGUGGUCUGCAGGGAGCUGGGCUGUGGUUCUCCUUCAGGGUUUAAGGAGGAACUCUAUGGAGAAGCUCCAGAGUGGAUCCCAGAGUUCCGGUGUGGAGGCCAUGAGUCUGCUCUGCUGCACUGUGAGCGCUCAGAUAGAGACACCUGCUCACCUGGAACCACCGUCACACUCACCUGCUCAGACCCUGAUGAUGUUCGGUUGGAGGGAGGAGCCAACCGUUGUGCUGGUAGACUGGAGAUGAAACAUGACGGAGUCUGGAGAGUGAUGAAAAUCCAAAACCCCGAACGGAACCUGAACGUGGCGGCUCUGAUCUGUGGACGGCUGGACUGUGGUCCUGCAGUCUCAGCAGUAAACAGAACAGAAUAUCCACAUAAAGAUGCUUGGUGGGUCAGUCCCUACUGCCCUCUUUCUGGUCUGAAGGAAUGUGUGACAGUGAAUCAUGAACAGAUCUCUGACAGCUUGGAAGUCACCUGUUCAGACUCUGUGAGGCUGGUGGGCGGGACUCACCGGUGUUCAGGUAGACUGCAGGUGAAGAGAAACCAGGUGUGGUCCUCAGUGUGUUCAGAUGGAUUUGACCAGCAGGAUGCUGAGGUGGUCUGCAGGGAGCUGGGCUGUGGUUCUCCUUCAGGGUUUAAGGAGGAACUCUAUGGAGAAGCUCCAGAGUGGAUCCCAGAGUUCUGGUGUGGAGGCCAUGAGUCUGCUCUGCUGCACUGUGAGCGCUCAGAUAGAGACACCUGCUCACCUGGAACCACCGUCACACUCACCUGCUCAGACCAAGUGAGGCUGGUGGGAAACAGAAGCACCUGUGCAGGUGAGCUGCAGAUGAAGGUCCAUGGAGAGUGGAGGCCUGUGGUGGACUGGUACUGGAACCAGAAGUGGACAUCAGCAGUGUGUUCUCAGCUCAGAUGUGGUUCUAUCGUGACUACAGAUUUAGAGGACUUUGGAUCAAAGAGACCCGUGUGGCAUUUCAAGUCCUCCUGCUUCCAGUCGGCUAUUUCCCUCCAGGACUGUCUGCUUCUGAACAAUGUGAUUGAAUCCUCCCGGAGUCUGCAGGUGAUCUGUUCAGAUCUGCUGGUUCAACCAAACAUCUCCGUGUCUUCGUCCCGUCUUGAAGUCCAGCAGCAGAAGGUUAGGGUCCUCUUGGGCUCCAACUUCAGCAUCAUCUGCUCCACCAGGCCUCAGUAUCCAGGAGGUUCCUUCCAGCUCGUCUUCAACUCCUCCAGCUCAACGCUCAACUACGUCCUUCCAGCCGUCACACAUUCGGCCGUUUUCCUGUUUCCUGCUGCAGAAGGCCUCCACAGAGGGACGUACACCUGUAUUUACCACCUCAACGUCUUCUCCCAUAACUUCUCCUCCUCCAGCCGGCCCAUCUAUCUCAUCCCCUCAGCUCCUCUGAUGGAUUUGAUCAUCAGACUUGUCGUCCACCUGCUGGUGAUGGUUCUUCUCAUCUCUGUCACCUGCUUCUACUCUAGAAAAUACUCUGUAGAAACCAGAAGCAGAAAUGAAGAAACAAACGUCGUCGCUGAGCUCCAGUGAUCCACGAUUUACCAAGAAAAAUCCAGAAAAUGAUCUGUCUGCUUUUGUCCAUGAAAUAAACUUUCAUCCAGAAGUGAAACAACAACAACUUCUACAGAAAACAACAAUAUUUCAGCUGAUUUAAAUCCAGGAAAAAAUACAGUCAGGUUGUAAAAAUACUGAUUUUUAAUGUGGACGUUAUUUACAGUUUUGGCUUUUUAUGCUUAACAUGUAAAUGAAUUCUAUUUUUAAGUGUUUUUAAUGGAUAUUAUCUGGAAUUUAGCAAAACUGAGAAAAUCUGUAAAAUAACAACUAAAACACAUCAAAUGCUUUAUUCCGUCAUUGGUAAUUUUCCUCAAAAAUAAAAUUAGUCUAAAUUUACAGUCAAAUAUGAACGUUAUUUACAUUUUUCAUUCGCUUUUAAAAUGUUUUUUUUACAAUUAACAUGUAAAUUAUUAACAUUUUUCAGUGAUUUUAAAAGAUAUCUGUGAUUGAACAACAGUUAAAAAACUUUAUAAAAAACUUUUUCAGUCUUUAAUAUUCAGAAUUUUCUUGAUAAAUGACAACAAAUGUCUGUAAAACAAUGUAUUUUUUAUGAAUCUAAAUACAAUAAAAUUAAUCUAAUUUAACAGUCAAAUAUAAACGUUAUUUGCAAUUUUCAUCCUUUUUUAAUGCUUUUUUCCACAGUUAACAUGUAAAUUAUUAUUUUUGUAAUAGAUAUUACCUCUAUUAUCUGUAAAAUAAAUGCUAAAAACAUUUUUUUAGUCCUUCAUUGGUGAAUUUUCUUAAAAGUGAAAUCAAAUAUCUGAAUUCUUUUUAAAAUACAUUUAAAUACAAUAAAAUUAGUCUAAUUUUCAGUCAAAUAUGAACAAUAUUUACAGUUUUCACUCAUUUUUUAAAAUUGUUUUUUUCCAGUUAACAUAUAAAUUGUUAACAUUUUUCUGUGAUUUUUAUUAGAUAUUAUCUGUAAAUGAAGAAAAAUGUAAAAAUCUGUGAAAUCAGACAAAAAAAAACCUUUUCAGUCCUUAAUACGCCUAUUUUUCUUCUAAAUGGUAGCAAAUGUCUGUAAAAUGCUUUUUUUGUGGCUUCAUGUCCAAUAAAAACAAUCUAAUCUUACAGUCA
Acanthochromis polyacanthus (spiny chromis) is the source of this 4831-nucleotide messenger RNA. Its product is annotated as scavenger receptor cysteine-rich type 1 protein M130-like. Lineage: Eukaryota; Metazoa; Chordata; Actinopteri; Pomacentridae. The transcript has 12 exons. Bases 1178 to 3730 code for a protein of 850 amino acids. Gene Ontology annotation, cellular component: membrane. The record is from RefSeq and is a predicted model, not a curated record.